AUGGGACUUGAACGUGGUAUGCAAGCUGUGGUGACAGCCGUGGUAUUCAAUGUACUCGCAUUUGUCUUCAUUGUGCUCCGGUGCAUUUCUCGGUUUAUGGUCAUCCACCGCGCUGGACUUGAAGACUAUUUGAUCAUAUUCGCUUUGGUACUUUCCACUGGUCUCACCGUCACGAUUGCACUUCAAAAGGAGCAUGGCCUGGGCCGUCAUGCGUAUACAGUUAGCGAAGAAGACAACGAGACUCUGUCAAAGCUACUGUACGCCAGUAUCAUAGUCUACAACCUUGGACUAUUCCUUGUCAAAGACUCUAUUCUCUACCAGUAUUUGAGAUUCUUCGUCGAGCCGCGUUACCGUCUUGCGGCAUGGGCUCUCAUAAUCUUCGUCUGUCUCGCCGGGGUGACCUUUAUCUUGACCUCUUGCUUCUCCUGCUGGCCGGUCGCGUAUUACUGGGACAAGAGUAUCAAGGGUGGUCAUUGCAUUGAUCUGAUGGCAUUCUGGUUCAGCUUUUCCGGCUUUAACAUCAUCACAGACCUGGCAGUCUGGGUGCUUCCGAUGCCUGUCCUGAAGAGCUUACGACUUCCAAGGAGACAGAAGUUCAGCUUGAUUGCCGUGUUUGCAUUGGGUGGCUUCGGCUGUAUCACGGCCAUUCUUCGUCUCCACGCCCUCUACAUCGCAAGCAUAUCGACCGAUCUUACCUACGACAAUGUCGGCGCGGCGACCUGGUCAGCAGCGGAACUCAAUGUGGGCAUCAUGUGCGCCUGCAUCCCCGCCAUGAGACCCAUAAUCAACUCGAUGUUUCCCCGUUUCCUCUCCUCCUCGCGCCGCGACCACCAAUCCAACCCGUACCCCCGCCGGGUAUCGUAUGCUCGAAACGACAGCGUUGUGGAACUCUCGCAGGCUGUGAAGGCACACAGUGAAGUGAGCCGAGACGACGCGGCCAGCUUCGAUCACGCUCACGAGUCGCAUGGAAUUCGCGCUAAGAACGAGUGGUCUAUUAGUGAGCACGAGCGUGUCUGA
Molecule: messenger RNA, 1017 nt
Organism: Fonsecaea erecta
Lineage: Eukaryota; Fungi; Ascomycota; Eurotiomycetes; Chaetothyriales; Herpotrichiellaceae
Exons: 4
Coding region: 1-1017 (338 amino acids)
Source: RefSeq, a predicted model, not a curated record